Cryptomeria japonica (Japanese cedar) is the source of this 969-nucleotide messenger RNA. RefSeq lists its product as uncharacterized. The coding region runs from base 1 to 969 and encodes 322 amino acids. The transcript has 2 exons. Gene Ontology annotation, molecular function: nucleic acid binding. Lineage: Eukaryota; Viridiplantae; Streptophyta; Pinopsida; Cupressales; Cupressaceae. The record is from RefSeq and is a predicted model, not a curated record.
AUGUCUUUCAAUUGGACAAAAGAAGGUAAAAGGAUAUUUGAAGAAAUAAAAGAGGCUUUAGCCUCAACCCCUACUCUCUUGAAUCUUGAUUUCUCUAAAGAGUUUGUGUUAUAUGCAUAUGGUAAUAUUGACAGUAUUGCAGCCAUGUUGGUGCAACAAAAUAGUGAUGGAAUGGAACAACCCAUUGCAUUUUUCAGUCAGGGACUAAAAGAUUAUGAGUUAAAAUAUACUUUUGUAGAGAAGCAUGUGCUUGCCAUUAUUAGGAGUUUUGAAAAAAAUAGGCAUAUGUUAUCUAACAACAAGGUUACUUUGUUGGUUGCACAUCAUGUUGUUAUAGAUUUCCUAUUGAGCAAAGAUCUAGGUGAAAAGAGAGCAGGCUGGAUUACUAAAGUCAUGGAGUAUGACAUUGAAGUCAAAGUAACUAAGUUGAUAAGGGGUAAAGAUCUUUGUGAACAUAUGGCUGGUCAUUCAAGUGAGGGAGAAGGUUCUAAGAAGGAAGAAUUUCUAGUUAUUCAAGAUGAGGUACAAACAACUGUACCUAUUGAAGAAAAUAGUUGGAUGCAGGAGAUAAUUCAUAUUUUGCUAAAUGGCGAGUAUCCUCAGAGGAUGGACAAGGCAAAGAGAAGGUAUUUUAGACUAUACUCCAUUCCUUAUGUUUUAGUUGAUGGUAUUCUAUUCAGGAAGGAUCACAAUGGAAUUUUAUUAAGAUGCAUAGAUAAUGAUCAAACUGUUAAAGUAUUGCAUGAGUUUCAUGAUGGACCAAUUGGUGCCAUAAAUCCACCUUCUAGUGCAGGGCACAUGUGGGUUCUGAUUGCUACAGACUAUUUCACCCGAUGGACUGAAGCAGUAGCAUUAAACGAAGCAAAUGAAGGUGUUGUUCUGAACUUCUAUGAUGAAUUAAUAACUAGGUUUGGUGUACUUGAUUCCAUUAUUUCUGAUAAUUCUUUGGCUUUUGUUGGAUUAAAAUAG